GCCGCGGCUCGGCGCGGCUCAGUGUGGGGGUGAGCGGCGGCGGCGCGGCCCGGCCGGGGAAGCGAGCGCUGCCCGGCGGCCUCAGCAUGGAGGACGGCUUCUCGAGCUACAGCAGCCUGUACGACACGUCCUCGCUGCUCCAGUUCUGCAACGAUGACAGCGCUUCUGCUGCCAGUAGCAUGGAGGUCACAGACCGCAUUGCCUCCCUGGAGCAGCGAGUCCAGAUGCAGGAAGACGACAUCCAGCUGCUCAAGUCGGCCCUGGCCGACGUGGUCCGGCGGCUGAACAUCACCGAGGAGCAGCAGGCCGUGCUCAACAGGAAAGGACCUACCAAAGCAAGACCGCUGGUGCAGACCUUGCCUUUAAGAACCACUGUCAACAACGGCACUGUGUUACCAAAGAAGCCCAGUGGCUCCCUACCGUCCCCCUCGGGGGCCAGGAAAGAAGCCGCUGUACCUGCUGCAAACAAAAGCACCAUCAAGAGGACCAGCUCUUCCGAACGGGUCUCUCCUGGCGGCCGAAGGGAAAGCUACGGGGAUUCCAAAGGAAACCGGAACCGCACAGGAUCCACCAGCAGUUCUUCCAGCGGCAAAAAGAACAGUGAAAGCAAACCCAAGGAGCCAGUCUUCAGCGCAGCACUUCUGUCUCUGUCUCCGAAAUCCCAAGGGAAGCGCCGGGUGACACACUGCAAAGAAGAAGGAUACGUAAAAAUGUUCCUUCGUGGACGCCCGGUUACCAUGUACAUGCCCAAAGAGCAAGUGGACUCUUACAACUUGGAAGCAAAAGUAGAACUGCCAACCAGGAGACUUAAGCUGGAAUGGGUCUACGGGUACAGGGGCCGAGACUGCCGUAGUAACCUGUACUUGCUCCCGACGGGCGAGACGGUCUAUUUCAUCGCGUCGGUGGUCGUGCUGUACAACGUGGAGGAGCAGCUGCAGAGGCACUACGCCGGCCAUAAUGACGACGUGAAGUGCCUUGCAGUUCAUCCUGAUAGGAUCACAAUAGCCACAGGACAAGUCGCAGGCACAUCUAAGGAUGGAAAACAAUUGCCCCCACAUGUGCGCAUCUGGGAUUCUGUGACGUUGAAUACACUGCAUGUCAUCGGAAUAGGGUUUUUUGACCGAGCCGUCACCUGCAUUGCUUUCUCAAAAUCUAAUGGAGGCAGCAACCUCUGUGCCGUGGAUGACUCCAACGACCACGUGCUGUCCGUGUGGGACUGGCAGAAGGAGGAGAGGCUGGCGGACGUCAAGUGUUCCAAUGAAGCUGUAUUUGCUGCGGAUUUCCACCCCACGGACACCAAUAUAAUCGUUACCUGUGGGAAAUCGCACCUCUAUUUUUGGACGCUAGAAGGAAGCUCCCUUAUUAAGAAACAGGGAUUAUUCGAGAAGCAAGAAAAGCCAAAGUUUGUCCUCUGUGUGACCUUUUCUGAAAAUGGUGACACCAUCACUGGAGAUUCAGGUGGCAACAUCCUCGUAUGGGGAAAAGGUACGAAUCGAAUAAGCUAUGCAGUUCAAGGGGCCCACGAGGGUGGUAUUUUUGCACUUUGUAUGUUAAGGGACGGCACGCUGGUGUCGGGAGGAGGGAAGGACCGAAAGCUCAUUUCUUGGAACGGAAACUAUCAGAAACUCCAUAAAACUGAGAUUCCAGAACAGUUUGGUCCCAUACGGACUGUGGCCGAGGGCAAAGGCGAUGUGAUCUUGAUAGGCACCACCAGAAACUUUGUUCUGCAGGGCACACUGUCAGGGGACUUCACCCCCAUCACUCAGGGGCACACGGACGAGCUCUGGGGACUGGCCAUCCAUGCCUCAAAACCUCAGUUCCUGACCUGCGGGCAUGACAGGCAUGCCACCCUCUGGGACGCUGUUGGUCACCGGCCCGUCUGGGACAAAAUAAUAGAGGAUCCAGCUCAGUCUUCUGGUUUUCAUCCUUCAGGGUCUGUGGUUGCAGUUGGAACACUGACUGGGAGGUGGUUUGUGUUUGACACAGAAACAAAAGACUUGGUCACCGUUCACACGGAUGGGAACGAACAGCUCUCUGUGAUGCGUUACUCGCCAGAUGGAAAUUUCUUAGCAAUAGGCUCCCAUGACAACUGUAUCUACAUUUACGGAGUCAGCGACAACGGGAGGAAGUACACGCGGGUGGGCAAGUGCUCGGGUCAUUCCAGCUUCAUCACUCACCUGGACUGGUCUGUAAACUCCCAGUUCCUCGUGUCAAACUCCGGAGACUAUGAAAUCCUGUACUGGAUUCCCUCUGCUUGUAAGCAAGUCGUAAGUGUGGAAACUACGAGAGAUAUCGAAUGGGCCACGUACACCUGUACUUUGGGAUUCCAUGUCUUUGGAGUGUGGCCAGAAGGCUCGGACGGAACUGACAUCAAUGCCGCCUGUCGGGCCCACGAGAAAAAACUGCUGUCAACUGGCGACGACUUUGGCAAAGUGCACCUCUUCUCCUACCCUUGCUCCCAGUUCAGGGCUCCCAGCCACGUGUACAGUGGCCACAGCAGUCACGUCACCAACGUCGACUUCCUCUGUGAUGACAGCCACCUCAUCUCCACCGGCGGCAAAGACACGAGCAUUAUGCAGUGGCGGGUCAUUUAGUCCCGGCGAGAACCAGGGGAGCAGAGCGGCCGGAGCCACAGACUCACGUCACACUCGGUCACCGUGAUUUCUGCUUCGUUUGACAAGUUCUCACAAACCUCAGGAAAACCACGCCCUGUACCGGUUACCUUAGCUUAGUGGAUCGGUGAGCGUCACAGCAGAUCAGCCGUUCAGGUCUCCCCUUUGUUGUUCAAUGUAUAAAACACACUUAAUGUAAGAAAGGAUGCCAAGGUUUACAUCAGGGUGACAUCGAGACGGGGCGGGUGUAUCCUUCGUAACUCUUCUAUGAACUCUUAAAGAAACAGCCACAGAACGCCUUUGCAAAGAUUGUACAUGGGCUUUACUAGCUCACCGUCGAGCUUCCUGAGUCAGGUAUUUAUGAUAACGAGGUACUGAAUCCUGAUCGCUGUUGCUUCAUUGGUUUUAAAAGGAGAAAUCAGUGGAGAAGAGAAUGGAUAACUGAUCUGCACGACUGAAUCAGGAAGUGCAAAGAAUAUUUGGUUACAUGUUCUAAGGUUUCAUUCAGUUCUCCCUCUGGGAGGCUGAUGAGAAAGGGGUCAGUUUCUCCUCGUGUUAAGCCGAUUCUACUCCAGAUCAAGUUCACGAGUGCCGCAGGGUAUGCGGGCAUUUCAGAGCUCCAGCCGGACUGCCCGCCUAAACCCAGUGCCGCAGCCACUUAACGCCUACAGGAAUCGAGUCCCCUCUGUGCCCCGUUCCCGGGCCCUGAUGCGUGGUGGAGACGCUGAGCCACCGUCCUCUGUACAUUAAUUGGCAUGACAUGGUAUCGUACUUGUAUAGGGUUUUAGCAAUUCAUAAUAAGCACGUAAGGCUAGGCUUUACUAUUUAGCUUAUGGACAUUGUAUAUUUGUAUUUUAAGACCAAGUAGACCAAGUCAAACAGAUCUCUCUUAAGUGUACCAUCCACCUGCAGCGGGGAGAAGUCCGGAAGGCUCCACCAGGUACUAAGGGCGGCUUCUUUUCCUGUCUUUUGUGCACGGACGGCUUGUUACACUAUGAAAUAAGAUUGCGUUCUGAUGAGUAAAACGUAGGUGGCCUGCAUCGUCAAGAAGGCCUUACCCAUUUCGACUGUGUGACAGAUUGAAAUUUAUUGUUCACAUUGGGGAAUGUAUCUCAGAUUUUAAAACAGAAGAGUAACAAACAGGCUUAAAGGCGAAUAUUAAGAUUUUUUUUUACUUGUUCCAGGCAAGUAAGUGAAUUGAACUGUCUGAACUCUACAGCACUGGUUGUUUAGAGUGGCUAACGAGGCCGAACAUCGGGAAGCAUUUUUUAUUACAUCUCCAGCCUGCUGCAGAAGUGCCGGGCACCAGUAAACAACAUGUACUAAAGAUGAUUGUUUGUAUGUAUCCUUAUCAAAUAUAUUCUAUAAUGAAAUAAGAUCUGGAAAGUGGAUUUCUUAUUGACCUAUAAUCAUGAAAGUAUAUAAAUUAAAGUAUUUAAAAUUA
Molecule: messenger RNA, 4056 nt
Organism: Camelus dromedarius (Arabian camel)
Lineage: Eukaryota; Metazoa; Chordata; Mammalia; Artiodactyla; Camelidae
Gene: EML1
Product: EMAP like 1
Exons: 23
Coding region: 87-2594 (835 amino acids)
Biological process (GO): microtubule cytoskeleton organization
Cellular component (GO): mitotic spindle
Molecular function (GO): microtubule binding
Source: RefSeq, a predicted model, not a curated record